Eufriesea mexicana is the source of this 910-nucleotide messenger RNA. RefSeq names its product ELKS/Rab6-interacting/CAST family member 1-like. The coding region runs from base 48 to 554 and encodes 168 amino acids. The record is from RefSeq and is a predicted model, not a curated record. The transcript has 2 exons. NCBI's taxonomy places the organism in Eukaryota, Metazoa, Arthropoda, Insecta, Hymenoptera, Apidae.
ACAAGGACAAGCUGGAGCAGGUGAAGAAGGAGCUGGAGGAGAAUUUCAUGGAACAGAAGGAGCAAUUGGAGAAGCAGCUGACCGACAAGCUGGAAGAUUUGAGACGGAAGAUGGUGGUGAAGGAGGAACGAGAGAUCCAGAAAUUGAUCGCCGAGAUGGACGAGGCGAAGUUGGAGAACCUGAAAAAGGUGAAGGCUGAAUUGGAAGUGUGCUACGAGAAGGAGAGACAAGAGAUCCUGACGAAUCUGAAGACCGAGCUCGACGAGAGGAAAGGUGAAUUGUUGGAACUACGGAAUCAGGAAAUGGGAAAAUUGGAGAACGAGCACGAACGCGACCUCGACGAGGAGAAACUGGCGAAACUCAGCGAGAUCAAACUGACGAAGCAACACUCGGCGAGAAUAAAAGCGAUGAAGACGGAAUUGGAUAAAGAGUUCGACGAGUUGCGAACUCAGCUGCGUGUGCAACAGAAGGAGAACAUUACGAAAAUCACGGAGGAGCACGAGAAACGUCUAGUCGAAAUUCUACGCGAUUUUAAAAUCAACGUGAGUACCUGACGAUGUCUGUUAUCCUAAUUGUAAGUACCCUGUGCAACUCUGUACACUUUGUUAUUGCGCAACGUAUCAUUUUCCUGUCCCUACCGAAGAUUUAUUUUUCUCGUUGAAUUGCGUAACCGUCGGUUUAACGACCACGUUGUUUCUUAAGGAUACUAGGUUAUGGGUACGAUGCGAACAAUGUUAUGCAACGAUUGGUUAACUCGUUACAUACGUGCAAUUUCUUUCUGCGAACGCGAUAAAGCGGCAGCUCGUCGGUUCCUUUGGCGUAAAUAAAUAUGUCAUCCCCUUCCCCAUUUUCCUUCGCUUAUUGUGCAAUACCGUCCAGAUCCGAGCGUCUCGUAGAUUAGCUUUAAGAC